This is a messenger RNA of Maniola jurtina (meadow brown), 1612 nucleotides long. It is a transcript of the gene Cks85A, whose product is annotated as cyclin-dependent kinases regulatory subunit 1. The transcript has 2 exons. Gene Ontology annotation, cellular component: SCF ubiquitin ligase complex; cyclin-dependent protein kinase holoenzyme complex. The record is from RefSeq and is a predicted model, not a curated record. Gene Ontology annotation, biological process: regulation of mitotic cell cycle. Gene Ontology annotation, molecular function: histone binding; cyclin-dependent protein serine/threonine kinase activator activity; protein kinase binding. Bases 163 to 459 code for a protein of 98 amino acids. Lineage: Eukaryota; Metazoa; Arthropoda; Insecta; Lepidoptera; Nymphalidae.
UUUGGAGUUUAACGAAAGUGAAACAGCUGGGAAACGAAAUCCUUUAAUAGAUCAAUAUUUUUGUAAUUUACAUUUCUGGUGAAAUACUUCAUAAGAUAAAUGAUUUGUUGUUUGAAAAUAGAGCUUUGAAAGAACUCAAUAUUUUAAAGAAGUAGUAAUAAAAUGCCAGUAGACCAAAUACAAUACUCAGAAAGGUACAACGACGACAUUUAUGAAUACAGACAUGUAAUCCUCCCACCUGACAUUGCCCGGCUAGUCCCAAAGUCCCAUCUAAUGACAGAGACAGAAUGGCGUAACCUCGGAGUCCAACAGAGCCCUGGCUGGCUACACUUCAUGGUGCAUAAUCCCGAACCCCAUGUCCUAUUGUUCCGAAGACCUAGACCUGAUGUACCUGUAGAUGCGUUAGAAUAUGGAAAUACUACCUCAGUUAAAGUAUUAGUUAAAGGAUUGUGUAACUAAGCUGAUUGCAUCAUGAGACCACCGUCUAUACUCACAUACUGUACGAUUUUCUUAUUAAAAAAUGUAUGAAUAUUGUAUAAUGCAUCUGAACUAGAAGAAAAACUUAUAUGUCAACUGUCACUUGAAAAAUGUGGAUUGCACAGAAAAUACUUUGCAUAAUAAUUUAAUUAUUAAUGAAUUUCUACAUUAUAUAGAGAUCUGUGAGAUCUAUAGAGUGCUCUCUGAUUUUGCUCAGACUUAAGACAGAGCUACAGCAAGACAGAUUUAUAUCUAGAUAAAAAGCCUAAGUUUUACAAAAUCCUUUGAAAAUAUAAUCAUUAUCAUUAUCAACUAAGACAUCCACUGCUGUAUAUAGGUCUCUUGCAUAAGAGUAAUAUUAUCUUGAAAAUGUGAUAUAUAUUUCUAGAUAAGAGGUCAAAAACGUGGAAGUUUGGAUGCAUUAUAAUGUUUGCAUUUAAAAAAAGUGUGUAUAGGGAUGGUCAGUCUCCUCCUAAUAUGCAAUCAGCUCUAUAAAUAAUAUGAAAACAGGUUAUGAAAAAACAAAUAUGGCCAAAUCACCUCCACAGCUAGGGUAAAUCACCCUAUUUACGUCGUGUCGCUGUUAAACUUGGCGAUUUUAAAACCAGACUUUAUCUCAAUCUAUUUAUACAGGAAUACUGCAGGACAUUGUAAAACCAAAAAACUGCUACUUUAUUUAUUAAAAUUUUAAUUUUUUAAACACUAGUUGUUUUAUCCACAUGGAUUUUAUUGCUAGCUAAUGUAGUAAUUAUAUUUAUUUACUAUUUGUAUGUAAAGACUAAAAUACACACUGUCAUGAGUGUGCAAAUAUUGUGCCUAUAUAUUUAACUUGUAUGUACUUCUAAGUAUGCAUUUAUAAAUAGUUAAGUCAUAAAAAAGGCAGGCACAUUUUGUAGACUUCUAAUCGAUUGUCUGGAUUGCUUUGGCUUGUUUUCUGUCAUAACAGAACGAAAUUUGCAAAAUAAAGUCUUCAGGUGACAAAAACUCUAGAUGACGGUGGAAAGCGUGAGAAGCGUUGGUUGACUGACGAAUCAAAAGUGUGCUGCCCCAAAUAAAUAGGCCCCAACCACCUAGUUCAAAGUAAGAGUUUUUCUUACCUGGGUGUUUUAUUUGAGCAAUUAUCCCUUUACUAAUA